Musca vetustissima is the source of this 616-nucleotide messenger RNA. RefSeq names its product peflin (gene Pef). Gene Ontology annotation, biological process: COPII vesicle coat assembly. Bases 20 to 616 code for a protein of 198 amino acids. The record is from RefSeq and is a predicted model, not a curated record. Gene Ontology annotation, molecular function: calcium ion binding. NCBI's taxonomy places the organism in Eukaryota, Metazoa, Arthropoda, Insecta, Diptera, Muscidae. The transcript has 4 exons.
GUCAUACGGUGGCUACAAUAUGUAUGGUAAUCCCCAGGGUGAUGCCGGUGAUUAUGCCCAAGGUUAUUCGGCGCCACCCGGUGCAUAUCCACCACAAAAUUCCCAAAUUGCACCCGAAGUCCAGCAGUGGUUUAAUAUGGUCGAUCGUGACCGUUCUGGAAAAAUUAACUGCUCGGAAUUGCAAGCCGCUUUGGCCAAUGGAAAGGGUCAAAGUUUUUCGGAGACGGCAUGUAAACUAAUGAUUAGUAUGUUCGAUAAUGAUGCCAGCGGAACCAUUGAUAUUUAUGAAUUUGAGAAGCUCUUCAACUAUAUCAAUCAAUGGCUAACAGUGUUCAAGACAUAUGAUCGUGAUUCAUCGGGUCACAUUGAUGAGGGUGAAUUACAUCAGGCCCUCACCCAAAUGGGUUUCCGUUUCUCACCCGAAUUCAUACAAUUUCUGAUAAAGAAAAACGAUCCGCAACAUCACAAAGAGGUGUCUGUCGAUCAAUUCAUUGUACUGUGUGUUCAAAUACAACGUUUCACCGAGGCAUUCCGUCAACGUGAUACCCAACAGAAUGGCACCAUAACAAUUGGGUUUGAAGAUUUCCUAACCAUAGCAAUUGGUUGUUCGAUUUAA